CUGGACAGUUUGCUACAAUGGAGGCCAGUUCUGUCCUCCUAGCUCUUACUAAUAUCUAUGUAGCAAUAUUUGCCCUAUUUUGUUUUAAACUUUUAAUCAAGGUGUCCUUGUGCGUGCUCACACAUUUUUACAUUGUGCGGGGCAAUCGGAAGGAAGCUGCCAGAAUAGCAGAAGAGAUCUAUGGAAUAGUACAAGGUUCUUGGGCAGACCGUUCUCCAUUACAUGAAGCUGCAUUUCAUGGAAGACUUCUUACUGUGAAAACAUUGAUAGCUCAGGGUUUUAAUGUGAACAUUUUGACCAUAGACAGAGUUUCUCCUGUUCAUGAAGCAUGCCUUGGUGGUCAUGUCUCUUGUGCCAAAGUAUUACUGGAGAAUGGAGCCCGAGUCAAUGUGGUGACAGUGGAUGGAAUCACUCCUCUGUAUAACGCAUGUAGGAGUGGGAGCGUUGCUUGUGUCAGUAUGCUAUUGGAUUAUGGGGCUAACCCAGAGCUGGAAACUCAGCUGGCUUCUCCUCUUCAUGAAGCAGUCAUAAGAGGUUACCGGGAAUGUGCAGAAAUGUUAAUCUCAUAUGGAGCAGACAUUGAUAAAGAACUUCAGAAAUUGGUACUCCGCUGUACUUAGCCUGUGCCACCAGAAAGCUGACUGUGUUAGAAAGCUUCUUGAACUGGGUGCAGACGUGAACCACGGGAAACUUUUAGACACACCUCUCCAUGCUGCUGCUCGCAAAACAAGUGAAGAGAUUGUCAAGUUGCUUAUUGAUUAUGGGGCCAAUGUGAAGAGUAAAAACAUGGAAGGAAAAUACCCCAUAGAACUGACAGCACCCAGGAGUGCUGUAGAAAGAACGUUGCUCAUCGCAGAAGGUCCAGCUUCCUUGGCUCAACUGUGUCGGCUCAGCAUUCGAAAGUUGUUGGGUUCUUCCUGUGUACAAGUGGUGCCCAGGCUUCAGUUACCCAACAGACUAAUACAAUUUCUACUAUAUCGAUAG
Messenger RNA from Staurois parvus, 984 nucleotides. The record is from the annotation of a GenBank genome assembly. Lineage: Eukaryota; Metazoa; Chordata; Amphibia; Anura; Ranidae.